Molecule: messenger RNA, 2077 nt
Organism: Pistacia vera
Lineage: Eukaryota; Viridiplantae; Streptophyta; Magnoliopsida; Sapindales; Anacardiaceae
Product: pentatricopeptide repeat-containing protein At2g22410, mitochondrial-like
Exons: 1
Coding region: 48-2033 (661 amino acids)
Biological process (GO): RNA modification
Molecular function (GO): protein binding; RNA binding
Source: RefSeq, a predicted model, not a curated record
UAAAAAAAGGCCUGGCCAGCGUAGCUUAAGAUUCAAAAUUCGGUUACAUGGUUUUACCUCUCAGAAGUUUGACUGUUGGUUCCCGCUUUAAACACGUCCUCUGCUGUUUUCAUUCUCUACACAAAUUCAAAUCUCCAUCUCACGAAACCCUUCAUUUUCACUCGGAGAAAUGUACAUCAAUGAACCAAAUCAAACAAAUUCAUGCCCAAAUCAUCAGUCAAGGCCUCACCAAUGAAAACCUCACAGUUGGGAAGCUAAUCUCCUUUUGUGCUAUAAGCAACAACGGAAAUCUUGAAUACGCCCAGCUCGUAUUCGACCAAAUAACUGAACCCAAUAAAUUUAUGUACAAUAGCUUGAUAAGGGGCUACUCAACUAGUGACAACCCAAUAAAAGCCAUUUUAUUGUACCGUGAAAUGAUAAAUAGGUGUCUUUCUCCCAAUGAGUUUACUCUUCCAUUUGUUCUAAAAGCGUGUGCUAGUGAAUCAGCGUAUUGUGUUGCUGCGGUUGUUCACGGUCAUGGUGUUAAACUAGGAAUUGGAUCUCAAGUUUAUGUGCAAAAUGCACUUAUUAAUGUUUAUGUUGUUUGUGGAUUAAUUUUAUGCGCCAGGAAAGUGUUUGAUGAAAUUUCCGAGAGGACUUUGGUCUCGUGGAAUUCGAUGAUUGGUGGAUAUUCUAAAAUGGGUUGCUGCAGAGAAGGCUUUUUGUUGUUCAAGGAGAUGAGAGAUUUGGGUUUGGAACUUGAUGAGAUUACCUUAGUUAGUUUGCUUUCUAUUUGCUCACAAAGUUGUGAUCUAGAUUUGGGGAGGUAUGUACAUCUUUAUAUGGUGGUUACUGAGGUUGAGAUUGAUAUAAUUGUAAGAAAUGCGCUUUUAGAUAUGUAUGCUAAGUGUGGGGAUUUGCAUUCAGCUCAAACAGUUUUUGAGCGGAUGUCCUAUAAAAAUGUGGUUUCUUGGACUUCCAUGGUUUCUGCAUACGCUAAACAUCAGCUCGUUGACUCUGCCAGGGAAAUUUUUGACCGGAUGCCUGAGAAGAAUGUGGUUUCGUGGAAUUCAAUGAUUUCAUGUUAUGUUCGAGAAGGUCAUUGCAAGGAUGCUCUUAAUCUCUUCCAUGAGAUGUCCGAUUUGGGAGUAGUGCCUGAUGAAACUACCCUAGUUUGUGUUCUUUCAGCCUGUAGUCAGAUUGGUGAUUUGGUCAUGGGAAAGAAAGUUCACAAUUACAUUUGCAACAAUGAUAUGAGACCUAGUGUUACUCUAUGUAAUGCCCUUAUUGACAUGUAUGCAAAAUGUGGUUUUGUAGGAAGAGCUUUUGACAUCUUUAAUGAGAUGCCUGAAAAGAAUAUAGUUUCUUGGAAUGUAAUUAUUGGAGCUCUAGCAUUGCAUGGUUAUGGAUUAAAAGGGGUUAAUCUCUUUGAAGAGAUGCUAGGUGGUAGGAUCUGGCGACCUGAUGAGAUCACCUUCAUGGGAUUACUUUCUGCUUGUAGUCACAGUGGGCUUGUAGACAUUGGCAAAUAUUACUUUGACAGAAUGAAAUCUGUUUAUGGCGUGUCACCUGAAAUUGAGCAUUACGCUUGUAUGGUUGAUCUACUAGGGCGAGGUGGUCUCUUAGAAGAAGCAGUUAGGCUAAUAGGACGAAUGCCUGUAAAGCCUGAUGUUGUCGUUUGGGGUGCUUUGCUUGGUGCUUGUAGGACCCAUGGCAAUAUAGAGAUUGGGAAGCUAGUUCUAAAGCAGCUUCUGGAAUUAGAACCAAAUAGUUCAGGACUUUAUGUACUUAUAGCAAACUUAUUCUGUGAAUCACAAAGAUGGGAAGAUGUGAAGAAUAUUAGGAAACUAAUGAACGACUGUGGGAUCAUGAAGUGUAAAGCAAUUAGUUUCAUUGAAAUUAAGGGAUGUGUUUAUGAGUUUAUGGUUGAUGACAAGAGACAUGAAAAGUCAGGUAGUAUAUAUUCCAUGCUUGAUCAAUUGAUGGAUCAUUUGAAGUCUAUUGGCUAUUCAUGCAACUAUUUUGCUGCAUCUUUGGGUGCGGAGGAAAUAUAGACCUAGGUCAAAUGUAGAUUAUUUUGUAAGCUCGAAGUGUUAUU